Messenger RNA from Anneissia japonica, 1050 nucleotides. Its product is annotated as estradiol 17-beta-dehydrogenase 8-like. The record is from RefSeq and is a predicted model, not a curated record. The coding region runs from base 32 to 886 and encodes 284 amino acids. The transcript has 6 exons. Lineage: Eukaryota; Metazoa; Echinodermata; Crinoidea; Comatulida; Comatulidae. Gene Ontology annotation, molecular function: oxidoreductase activity, acting on the CH-OH group of donors, NAD or NADP as acceptor.
UGAGCUAUGUUUACAAAGAUUGUGCUAAAGAAUGAACGUUAUAAGCAUUGGCGGCUCGGCUCGGAUGCUAUCCAAGAUUUUUGUAAACAAAAACAGCGUGCGAAAGAUGGCUGGUGGUGGUGUUGGUCUGCAACUUGCUGGUAGACUGGCGCUUGUGACCGGUGGUGGCAGUGGAAUUGGCAGAUCAAUAUGUGAAGUCUUUGCCAGAAAUGGUGCCAGUGUGGUAGUAGCUGACAUUAGUGUUGAUAAUGCUUCACAAGUAGCAAACAACCUGGCAACAGAUUCAGGACCAGACAUCAAGCAUCAUAGCUGCAGCGUGGAUGUAGGUGAUUCAAAUGCAGUGAAGCAGAUGGUCAAGGAGACCAUGUCCUUAUAUGGUCGUGCACCAUGCAUUGCUGUCAACUCUGCUGGAAUCACUAAAGACAGCUUUAUGGUGUCUAUGGAGGAGUCUAGCUUUGAUGAGGUCAUCAGAGUAAACUUGAAGGGAACAUUCCUUGUAACUCAGGCAAUCAGUGUUGCAAUGCUAGAGCAAGGAGUUGAGAGAGGCUCUAUUAUAAAUUUAGGGAGCAUCUCAGGCAAGGUUGGCAACAUAGGACAGUGUAAUUAUGCAGCAUCCAAGGCAGGAGUAGAAGGCCUAACCAAGUCAGCAGCCAAGGAACUUGCCUUGCAUGGUAUCCGUUGCAAUGCAGUUCUUCCAGGUUUCAUAAAAACACCCAUGACAGAAACAGUACCUGAAAAAGUUGUGUCAAUGAUGAAGAAGAUGAUUCCUGCUGGGCGAAUGGGUGAGCCGUCUGAAGUUGCUGAGGCUUGCCUGUUCCUGGCAUCGGACCAAAGUGGCUACAUCACAGGCACAACAAUAGAAGUAACAGGAGGACUAUUUGCAUGAUGUCUUUCAAGAUUUAUAUAAAUAUUAAUUUAUAAAUGGCUUAAGGAUUUCCAAAAAUAUGGGAAAACUAAAUUUAAUUCAAGUUUUUGAAAUAGAAAAUUACAUCAAAUAGACAAUUAAAGUUAUAUGAAAAAAUAAUAGUUAUUAAAUUUUCAUCAUGCCAA